AUGCUCGAGCGCGACGGCCGGGUGGGGGGGAGGCGGACAGUCGAGGCACAGUAUAUUCUUUCUUAUACUGUGGUCGAGGCCUGCCUGUCGGUGUCAAACGGGCCACGCGCGUCCACCCGCCCGCAUGCCAUUAGAUUUUCGUCGUUUUCGAUGAAAACACGUCCCCGCUGGCGACACGACGCGCCGGCCACGAGUGCACCGAGUUGUCGACGUUGCGUUUAACCGAGUGUCAACACACGGCGUAGGAGUGUGUCACCGCGUGAAUCGCGCGCGAGCCUUCGCGUGCGACGAGUGUCUCGUUCUCUUGGGAAAGUGCCUUCUUUCGGGACGUGGGAGUGUGCGAACGAGGAUAAAGGACGGCGUAUCCUUGCUGGGAGGACGAAGGAGACAAAUCCUAUACGUGGAGGAGCAGGCUGAGAAUUCGCGAACUGUCAAAUUACCCGCGAAUUUCGUGCCGGGGUGACAUAUAUACGAGAGGAAGAGAAGAAGAAGAAGAAGAAGAAGAAGAAGAAGAAGAGGAAGAAGAAGAAGAAGAGGAAGAAGAAGAAGAAGAAGAAGGAGGAGGGACGAGCGAAAGGAUGUCUGCUGUCGAGAGUGCCUUGGAUGUCCUCUCCAGAGCGGCGACGAUGGUGCAAGUUGCAUCAUCGGUGCCUUUGUGUGUUGCAGAGGAGAGACCGAAGUCGACGAAUUUGCAUCGGAAGCCGAGCAGCGCGUGGCGCAAAGAACGUAGGAGAGAUCCCAUUCAGAACGAAGCUUUGGACAUGUCGGCGGCACGACAGCAUCAUCAUCACAGCAGACCAAGUGUGAUCGUCCCUACGAUGCCACAAGCUGGUAGCACAGUCGAGGAGACGACGGAGACGUCCACGCCGACGGCGAUGCCUACUACGACGGGUGGACAGAGGACCGGGAUCAGAACAGCGGGUGGCGUCAGCGAUCCCGCGAUCGAUGAGCACUUUAAACGAUCGUUGGGUCUGAAAGAGUACGCAGCAGUUUUUAAUGCCACUACUACCGACAAGGAAACCGGCCUGAGCGUUGAUGAUCACUUUGCGAAAGCGCUCGGCGAAACCUGGACGAGGCUUAAGGCGAUCAAUCGAAGCAAGGAGUCCAUCUAACCACCGGGGAAAUUCGCCAGGGAUCUUGUCGUCAUUCUUGUUGUCGUCCUCGUUGUCGCUUGACGGCCAUCGUAACCCAUUCGGGUGAAAUCGUUCCAAUCUCGUUCGUUAAUUAUGCACUAGCGAUAAGUCAUUACCGAUAAGAGUUAACUGCAUUCGCGCCUGUAUUCGAGGGAAGCCCGCACAUAGAGAGGUAAAGCUGAAAUUUAGAGUUUUUUUAAAUAAAGGCUGAGCCGAAACGCGUCGAGAGGUGAAUUGUCAGAUAGUAUGACAAUUGUUACGGUGCAACUUAUUCCUUCGGAUUGGAUUUCUAUAUAUUCGACAUUUAAAAAGAUAUAAGUCAAAAAUGUUAAAACACAUGACAGAUCAAAGUCGAAAGGUUAAUAUUAAAUA
Messenger RNA from Nylanderia fulva, 1505 nucleotides. RefSeq lists its product as uncharacterized. Gene Ontology annotation, molecular function: transcription coactivator binding. Gene Ontology annotation, biological process: negative regulation of DNA-templated transcription. The record is from RefSeq and is a predicted model, not a curated record. NCBI's taxonomy places the organism in Eukaryota, Metazoa, Arthropoda, Insecta, Hymenoptera, Formicidae.